AUGCUCUUCCCCGAAGAAGACGAGGUGCACCUGAAAAGGUGGAUCGUGAAGCGGCUAGAAAAUACAUCAGAUGCCGACGCCGAUGUUCUGGCCGACUACGUCCUUGCCCUCUUGCGCACCAACGGCGAGGUUGAAGAAGUCCGCAGACUUUGCGAAACCGAAAUCCCAGAUUUCCUCAAAGAGGAUUCUUCGGUAUUCGUCCGCGAUGUUUUUCAGGCCAUCGCCUACAAAUCGUACCUGCCCGACGCCCCUUCCGUCCCGAAGCCCGCCCCUCCUCUGCCUGCCUUUGCCGCCCCUCCCGUCGCUUUUCCCACUAUCCAACCGCCCGGAUUAUCAUACGACGACGCGCCAGGCCAUCUCCCUCAGUUCCCUUCGUACACCGGUCAAUCGCGAAAACGGUCCUUCGACGGACGAGAUGAGACGGAUGGAAGAGAUGGCCAAUAUGGGGGCAGGGCACUAAAGCAACCUCGCCGGGGAGCCGGAUUUGGCCCUGGUGGCCGCGGAGGCAGGCCAGACGCUGGGAAUGGCUACCUCCCCGCGUAUCCGCCCUAUCCCGAGAACGGUCAGUUGCCCCCGGGCUUCCUGACGGGCAUGUCCGAGACGCUGGCAGCGUUGCAACAACAAAUGGGAUUGUCUGCGCCCCCUGGUUAUCCGGCCCCAGCUCAAGGUCAGAGAAGGCGAGCACGGUGCCGUGACUACGAGACAAAGGGAUACUGUUCACGCGGUAACACUUGCCUGUUCGAGCACGGGGACGACUCUAUUUACGUUCCUCCUCCCAGCACCUCGUUCGGUACACAAUAUGCGGCUCAACCGAAUCCAAUCGAGGAAUACGAUCCCACCAACCCUGGCAUCUUCACCUUGCCACCCAACCUCCCCCCUCAUCAGUCUAUUCAUCAGGAUGGGGUGCAUCCUUCCAGAAGCAGAGGAGGCAGACAACAGGGGCCGAAACGUCGCCCGAAAGCGCCCUUUUCUGCCGACGGCCCCGUAUUUGACCGCACCAAGUCAACCAUCGUGGUGGAAAACAUUCCAGAGGAGAACUUCGACGAGGAGCAGGUUCGCAGAUUUUUCUCCCAAUUUGGAAACAUCCUGGAGGUCUCCAUGCAGCCUUACAAGCGGCUGGCCAUUGUCAAGUAUGAUAAUUGGGCAUCGGCGAAUGCGGCUUACAAGUCACCAAAGGUGGUUUUCGACAACCGGUUCGUCAAGAUCUUCUGGUACAAGGAAGAAGACUCUUGUCUACCACCUUCUGUACCUCUAGGUGGAAGUUCCGAGAAGCAUGGUGAGGCAGGCGAAGACGAUUACUCAGCGGCUGUGCCCGAGAUAGACAUGGAGGAGUUUCUACGAAAACAAGAAGAGGCACAAAAGGCCCACGAGGAAAAGUUGCGAAAGCUGGAGGAAGUGGAACGCCAACGUGAGGAGCUUGAGAAGCGUCAGCAGGAGCUGCUUGCUAGGCAGCGCGAAGAGAAAGCCAAGCUGGAGGCCAAGCUGAAGUCCAAGCUGGGCGGUGGGAGUCAGCAGGGCGAUGGCAGUGAUGAUGGAUCUAAACCGAAGUCCAUUAGCGAGGCGCUGCGUGCCCAGCUUGCAGCUCUCGAGGCCGAGGCUAAGCAACUGGGCCUCGAUCCCGACGCUAUGGAUACGUCUUUUUCGACGUCCUCGUGGAACGCUAGGGGCGGAUACUACGGAAGGGGCGCGUUCAGAGGGGCGUAUAGAGCCAGAGGCUUUGCUCCGCGAGGAUACCGCGGCGCUCCAUUCCACGGUGGCGCUAGGGGUAAUCACCACGCUGCUUACGCAAUGUACUCCUUGGACAACCGACCGAAGAAGGUCACUCUUACCGGUGUGGAUUUCACCGACCCUGAGAAGGACGAGACGCUCAGGCAGUACCUCUUUGGCAUUGGCGAGUUCACCAACAUUCAAACCACCUCCUCAGCAACGGACAUCACCUUCACAGAUCGCAAGACAGCCGAGAAGUUUUUCAACGGUAUUUUGCUGAACGGCAAGGAAAUCCCCGGAAUCGAUGGUCAAAUCGAAGUGGCAUGGAACCCAAGCAGCGGCCCUGGCUCCAGUUCAAUGGCUAGUACCCCAGGCAGCAGCAGCAGCACGGGUGCCGGCGCGACCGUUCAGAAACCCCAUUCAGCGCUGUCCGCAGCGGCCAUGUCCUUCGUUCCCGGUGGCGGACCACAAGCGGGUGUCGGUGGUGAUGGUGAUAGUGCCAUGGGCGGCGCAGGAAGCGUCAGUGGUAGCGAUAAGGACGUUAACAUUGUGCUGGAAAGGAGCGGGAACCACAACGGUAAUGGGCUUCAUCAUAACAACCAACAUUAUGAGAGCCACAAGCAGGGAGACAUGGAUUAUGAUGUUGCCGAUGAGAAUCAGUGGGAAAUGUCCUAG
Molecule: messenger RNA, 2382 nt
Organism: Neurospora tetrasperma FGSC 2508
Lineage: Eukaryota; Fungi; Ascomycota; Sordariomycetes; Sordariales; Sordariaceae
Exons: 4
Coding region: 1-2382 (793 amino acids)
Biological process (GO): mRNA processing
Cellular component (GO): nucleus
Molecular function (GO): RNA binding; metal ion binding
Source: RefSeq, a predicted model, not a curated record